AUGGUAACUGUAUUAGUGUCUUGGAUGGGUACCAACAAACUGGACGAGGAAUCGACCGGCAACCUCCUUCUUGCCCUCGAAGCAACUGUUGUGCUGCUGCUAGCAUACGCCGACACAGUGGUGAGUGCCGACGUCAGUGGCCCAACACGUAAUAUUGAAGCAAAUGACACUCACAGCACCAAUAAAUGGGAAGCAUCACCGAGCACUGUACCCAAUACUAUGACUGACAGUGAUUGCAUUGGCAAUAACAGCAGUUCUUUUGUCGCUAAGGGUACUAUAGAAUUAAAUACUGCUCACUACUCCCCACCACAUACCACAAAUUCCAACUUACAGUCGUCAGUUACUAAAGCACGUGUUGCAAAAAAGGCACGUGGAAAAGAUAGUUGGAACAGUCCCAAACGAUGGCGUGCCUCCGACUCAACAGUGGACGGCAAAGAGAGGGGUAAAGUCGCAGCGUUAAACAAAACAGUAAGGGCUGGUUGUGAAGGGAACACCUCCCACGGCUCCAGCCUGAAGAACCGGAUGUCUCGCCCGAGGCUGCGGACGCCGUGGGAAAUCAUGCCACGGACAGGCAACGAACUACGAAUCGUUGGCGGCCUUGCAGCCGAAAUCGAGGAGUUUCCGUACAUCGCAUCGCUGCGCUACCGCGGGUACCACCGUUGUGGCUCCAGCAUAGUGAACAGUUACUGGCUACUCACCGCGGCGCACUGCUUCCUCGAUCUCAGCACAUACCAAGUGACCUACGAUACUGCCAACUACUUAAUCGCAGCUGGUGGGCCGUAUUUGACUAACAAUGAGACCGGUUCCUGCAACAGCUAUGAGGAGUGGCGCGCUGUGGACCUCAUCACGGUACAUCCAGACUUCGACGCGGAGCAGCUGUGGUCUGACCUCGGCAUGGUUCGCCUCGCCAGAGCGCUACCGUUCCGAAGGCAAAUUCAGCCGGCGAAAAUGCCCGAAGCAGAACUGGACUUGAGCAAAGAACUUAGCGAAGGCCGACUGUGCCACGCAGCCGGGUGGGGCUCGACGCGGCCGGUGUUCAGGAUGGACCCCCAGGCACAGACGGAGAAAUGGGUUUACUGCAGGCACGUUGGACGGGUGGUUCUGCUGAAAGUACUGCAAAAAGUAGAGCUGCCUCUCAUCACAAUUGAAAGGUGUAUGGAGCUGUACUACGGAGAGCCCGGCUUGAUGUCAGCGAACGCCAACUUGUGCACACUCUCCACCGAAGUGAAGGACGCCUGCAACGGGGACUCUGGGGGACCGCUCGUCUGCAUGGACUACUUGGUUGGCGUGGUUUCGUGGGGCCGCGGCUGCGCAGGCCCGGCCCACCCGGGUGUGUACGCCCGUGUGGACACCAAUCUGCAGUGGUUGCGCGAGACUAUGGCCGACGUGUCGCGCAACGCCACUUCUGGCUCAGCAGGCGUCACCGCCGCCGUCUUCUGCUGGCUGCCGGCCGCAGCUCCCCACUUUGCCAGCUUCUACGAAUGUCUUGUAUCUGUCCUCCUGCUCUACCGAUUACUCUGUAUAGAUUAUUAA
Schistocerca gregaria is the source of this 1533-nucleotide messenger RNA. Its product is annotated as tryptase gamma-like. Bases 1 to 1533 code for a protein of 510 amino acids. Gene Ontology annotation, molecular function: serine-type endopeptidase activity. The transcript has 5 exons. Gene Ontology annotation, biological process: proteolysis. The record is from RefSeq and is a predicted model, not a curated record. Lineage: Eukaryota; Metazoa; Arthropoda; Insecta; Orthoptera; Acrididae.